AAAGGGAGACACCGAGGGGGGAAGGAAAGGGCAUACUCGACCAGUGCAAAAAAAGGGAUUAUCUGAGAUAUCAGCUUUAAAAUAAUUGCAAAUCGGGAUUCAAAGAAAAUCCUGAGCCUAACAUUUGUCACUUUGGAGUCCAUUCAAAAUUUAAGACUAGUAAAAGCAACUUUUGUGGUAAGCCUAAAUCAUGGAGGGUCUCCUGCAUUACAUAAAUCCUGCACAUGCCAUUUCUCUCUUGAGUGCUUUAAAUGAGAAACGUCUAAAAGGGCAACUCUGUGAUGUUGUUCUUAUAGUGGGAGAUCAAAAAUUUCGAGCUCAUAAAAACGUUCUGGCUGCUAGCAGUGAAUACUUUCAGACUCUGUUCACUAAAGAAAAUGAGACUCAAUCAGUGUUUCAGCUUGACUUUUGUGAACCAGAUACUUUUGAUAAUGUAUUAAACUACAUUUACUCAUCUUCCUUGUUUGUUGAGAAAAGCAGCCUUGCAGCUGUGCAAGAAGUGGGGUACAGUCUUGGAAUUUCUUUUCUUACUAACAUUGUUUCUAAAAGUCCUCAAGCUCCUUUGCCUGCAUGUCCUAUUAAGAAAAUAAUGGUCCAGGAGGAAGAUGAAAGCAUGUCCCAGAAACGAAGUGUCAUAGUUUGUCAGAGCAAAAAUGAAGCACAGGGGGAAAAUGUUGUUCAACCCCAUCAUGAACUAAGCCAUAGUUUUAAACUCUCAUCUUCAGUUGCCAUCAAAACUAAGCACCCACAAGUAACACAGUCAACUGAGUUUCUGCACAGUCUACCACUAAAUGAAAAGAAAUGGUUGAAAGACAAUUUUGUAAGAUACUCCAAGUGCCAUGACACUUCUGGUGUACUGGAUGACCAAAGUAGAACUAAAAGAAAUGCAAUGUUAUCACAGACACCUUUUUCAGACAAGGAAGUGAUAGCAGAUGAACCAAGAGGAACGUCAGCUGAAGUACCUUUGAAAAGGCCAUGUCCACCAGUUGUAUCUGUACGUAGUUCUUCAGAAUCUACAUUUUUAUUGCAAGAGAUGGGGAAAGGAGCUGGUGCAGGGGAAGAUAGGAAUUUGCUAUACUAUUCAAAGUUAGGGUUAGUGAUUCCAUCUAGAGUACCUGUUUCUGAAAACCAAAGUAUUGACAGGAGUGGGCCACUUGUAAAAAGUCUUCUACGAAGGUCGUUGUCCAUGGAUAGUCAGGUUCCUGUUUAUUUACCUUCUGCUGACCUGAACUCUUCACUUGUGUCUUCAGCAAUCAGCAACGCACAAGGGAGAACAUUAAACAUAAUAUCCCCAAAGCCAUCCAUGAAAGAACCUUCAGAAAAGGCAUCUGUUGAUGACAAGACACAGGUAAUUCACCCACAUCGCCUUAGAUCCUUUAGUGCCUCCCAGUCAACAGACAGGGAGAUAACAUCUCCUCCUCUUACUGAAAUACGGAUAAAAACUGAACCUAGCAGUCCUCUUUCAGAUCCUUCUGAAAUUAUAAGAGUUACAGUGGGGGAUGCAUCAUCUGCUAAUAAAAGUCAUCUGUGUAAAAUCGAAGAUGACUGUAGGGAUUUGAGUAGACUUCCAGCUAAAAGAAGAUUUCAAGCAGACAGAAGGUUUCCAAUAAAAAAAAUUAAGGUGGAUGAACGUGCUUCCCCUGGGUCAGAGGACAAUUUUGAGGAAAACUCAAAUCCUGUACCACUUGAAACUGAUUUCCCUGAUUCUGACAUUAGCAAAGACGAAUAUGGUGAAUUGGAAGAAACAAAGCCUAACAAAAAGUUUAAGUGCAAACAUUGCCUUAAGAUUUUCAGAUCUACUGCAGGCCUUCAUCGCCAUGUCAAUAUGUACCACAAUCCUGAAAAACCAUAUGCUUGUGAUAUUUGUCAUAAGAGAUUUCACACAAACUUCAAAGUUUGGACUCAUUGCCAGACACAGCAUGGAAUUGUGAAGAACCCCUCACCUGCUUCCAGUUCACAUGCUGUCUUGGAUGAAAAAUUUCAAAGGAAAUUAAUUGAUAUCGUGAGAGAGCGAGAAAUUAAAAAGGCUCUGAUAGUUAAACUAAGGCGUGGCAAGCAAGGUUUUCAGGGACAGGCUGCUUCACAAGUACAAGUCAUCAAAAGAAACCUAAGGUCAAGAACCAGAGGAGCUUACAUUUGUACCUAUUGUGGGAAAGCGUAUCGCUUCCUAUCACAGUUCAAGCAGCACAUAAAAAUGCACCCGGGAGAAAAAACAGUUGGCGUAAAUAAGGUUCUUAAACCAAAAGAGGAUAUCCAUGUUGAAAGCCCAGUAGAAAACAAAAAAGUCUACCAGUGUCGUCUUUGUAAUGCUAAGCUUUCCUCUCUUAUUGAACAGGGAAACCAUGAGCGGCUUUGCCGGAAUGCCACAGUUUGUCCUUACUGCAGUCUUCGAUUUUCUUCUCUAGAACUGAAGCAUGACCAUGAAAUUGCUUGUGAGUACAAGAAGCUCACUUGCUUAGAAUGUAUGCGCACUUUUAAAUCCUCCUUCAGUAUUUGGCGUCAUCAAGUCGAAGUUCACAAUCAGAAUACCAUGGCUCCAACUGAGAAUUUUUCUUUACCAGUUCUGGAACACAAUGGUGAAGUUAGUAGUACAUCCAAAUCACAUUCUCAGUCAGAGCUCAACAAGAUGAACAACUUUGUUACAGCCAAAGAAGACAGUGUAUUCAGUGAUUCUUCAGAACAAAUUAAUUUUGAUUCAGAAGAUUCCUCAUGUCUGCCUGAAGACCUAAGUGUCUCCAAGCAGUUUAAAAUUCAGAUCAAAGAAGAACCUGCAGAUGAUAUAGAGGAGGAGGUGGUCUCUGAAGCCAUCCGGGAACCCAAGGGAACAGUUGCUAAUAAAGACACUGGUUUAUGGCCCUGUGAAAAAUGUGGGAAAAUCUUUACUGUGCACAAGCAGCUAGAACGUCACCAAGAGCUUUUGUGUUCUGUGAAGCCCUUUAUUUGCCAUGUGUGUAACAAGGCAUUCCGAACCAAUUUCCGUCUGUGGAGUCACUUUCAGUCCCAUAUGGCACAAGCUACUGAGGAACCUGUGUACAAAGAACCUGAAAUGAGUGCACCAGCUAAUUCUCCAUCACCACCACCACUGCCGCCUCCCCCGCCACUUCCAAAAAUACAGCCUUUGGAACCUGAUAGCCCUACAGGCUUGUUGGAAACACCUUCAGCUACUGAGAAAUUAUUUGUCCCACAAGAAUCGGACACACUCUUUUAUCAUGCUCCACCACUUUCAGCCAUCACAUUCAAAAGACAGUAUAUGUGUAAAUUUUGUCACAGGACAUUCAAAACAGCAUUUAGUCUUUGGAGUCAUGAACAGACACACAACUAAAAAAAUCCGUAAAAGAAUGCUGACAGGGAGUUUUAAAGAUCUCUUUAAUUUCCAUGAUGUUUCCAUGAUUGAUAGUCCCUAUACUGUAUACAAGGACAAGAACACUCAACAAUUAGACAUUUAUGAUGCUGCUGUGGAUGUGGAGAUUAAGGUAAACUACAUAAUUAUUAGAGUAAAUUGCUCAUGUUUAUAGGUAUUCUGAGGUAUUCGAGUAACAGAAUAAUUAAUUAAAAUCAGAUUACUUUUUCCUCAACUGUGAUACUGGUAUAUAUGAAUUCUUAUAAAGAGCAAUUUAAGAGUUCGGAGUAAUGGAAUCCUGCAACUAAUUUAUGCUUUUCACUGAAAACAACCCUUUCAUGAGCUCCAUAUAAAUAUCAGUUGUCCAUUGUUAGGGGGAAAAUUGAGUACCUUGCUGUGUUGACUUAGUUAUUAUGAAAUACUAGCAAUAACAAAUAAAACCUCAAAUUUGAAUUAACUUAACCCUUACUGAAAACUUUGAUAAUUAAUUGUUAAGCAUGAAAGGAGGUGUGUUUUUUGUUACUGGAAUUUUUCUGUAUGGAAAUUGUGCAAAAUACAGUACAAUCUAAAGUUAGCAAUAUGUGAAUACUUGGAUUUUUAUAUACAAAGUAGCAGCCAGCCUGCCACCAACCAUUUAAAGAAUUUUUGAAGAAAGAGUAUGAGAACAAAGUUACAGUACUUUAUUUAAUGUCUCAGAGGCUGAUAUUCUAUAGAUAUUUUGGUAACUAGAGCUAUUGUGAUAAAGGAGCAGCCAGCUGUGUAUCCUAAUACAGACUAUAUUAUUGUCUUUAAAUAUCAAUAGCAAUGCGUGGAUUUUAAAAAUUAAGUUGUACUUUGUUUAUUUCUGAUUUGUAUUGGUGUGGAUGUGAUUUAUUAAGUGAAAUA
Molecule: messenger RNA, 4225 nt
Organism: Eublepharis macularius
Lineage: Eukaryota; Metazoa; Chordata; Lepidosauria; Squamata; Eublepharidae
Gene: ZBTB21
Product: zinc finger and BTB domain containing 21
Exons: 3
Coding region: 191-3322 (1043 amino acids)
Biological process (GO): negative regulation of DNA-templated transcription; regulation of transcription by RNA polymerase II
Cellular component (GO): nucleus
Molecular function (GO): DNA-binding transcription factor activity, RNA polymerase II-specific; protein binding; RNA polymerase II cis-regulatory region sequence-specific DNA binding
Source: RefSeq, a predicted model, not a curated record